Molecule: messenger RNA, 882 nt
Organism: Echinococcus granulosus
Lineage: Eukaryota; Metazoa; Platyhelminthes; Cestoda; Cyclophyllidea; Taeniidae
Exons: 8
Coding region: 1-882 (293 amino acids)
Source: RefSeq, a predicted model, not a curated record
AUGGCUACUGUGCGAAAUGUAAUAAACGAAUUGAAGGUUCAACAGGAAAAUUUGCAGUCACAAAUAGAAGAGUUGAACGCCGAAAUCAAGAACGCAGAGGAUGAAAAUUAUAAGCUAGAACAAACUAAACUCUCGCUACAGCAUCAGGAAACUUUACUCCAACAAAAAAUCAAGAAGACUGCAGAGCAGGAAAAGGCCAAGCUUGAUGAAAUCCACAAACUGGAGGCACAUUAUUCUGGUGUUAACGAAUCAUCAGAAAGUCUUACGGCAAAAAGCAAAGACGCUUAUGAGAAGCAUGAAAAAUUGCUAGAUGAGCUAAAGGAAGCUCAAGAACAGGCCAACAAGAAUGAUAUGAUGUACGAAGAACUGAAAAAGCGCCUUGUACAUAUGGAACAAAAUCGCAACAGGAUGGAAAAGCGUGCUGCUUUAAAAGAAGCUGAGGCUAUGCGUUUGGAAGAGGGCUUUAAAGACGCCAACUCUCAGGUUGAAAUUCUAAAAUCAAAAGACUUUGAGGAUGAUACUGAUUUGAUGGAUAAAGUCUCCGAAUUGCAGAAAAGGCUAGAUGAGGCCAUUCGGACCGCGGAGACUUCUGAACGCCUUGGAGCAGCUUUUGAGCAAUCCAUUGAAAAUCUCAAGCGUUUUCUGACACCUGGCAAAUUGAGUAGAACUGUCGUACCUGCAUGGCAUUUCAUGCCGCAUAACUGUGAUGGAGUUAUUGACUGGCGGGUUGACACCGCUCUUAUUGGCUUGGCAGUUUCCAGAGUGGCUUGUGUUCAGUUCUCACACGCUGUUGAGCAAAUUGCAAAACAGCGUGAGGAGAAUGCGAAAAUCAAGGACGAGAUGGAGAAAAUGAACGACGUCUUUGAGAUUUCCGAGCCUUAA